Molecule: messenger RNA, 798 nt
Organism: Apaloderma vittatum (bar-tailed trogon)
Lineage: Eukaryota; Metazoa; Chordata; Aves; Trogoniformes; Trogonidae
Gene: RNF144A
Product: ring finger protein 144A
Exons: 7
Biological process (GO): ubiquitin-dependent protein catabolic process; protein polyubiquitination; positive regulation of proteasomal ubiquitin-dependent protein catabolic process
Cellular component (GO): cytoplasm; Golgi apparatus; ubiquitin ligase complex
Molecular function (GO): ubiquitin conjugating enzyme binding; ubiquitin protein ligase activity; zinc ion binding
Source: RefSeq, a predicted model, not a curated record
AUGACUGUGCUGCGCCCUACUGUAUUAGAUGUUGGAUUUUCAGUUAUGACUUGGUGCCUAAAACAAUACGUGGAACUUCUUAUCAAAGAAGGUCUAGAAACAGCAAUCAGCUGUCCUGAUGCUGCCUGCCCUAGGCGAGGUCAUCUGCAAGAAAAUGAGAUUGAGUGCAUGGUUGCAUCAGAAAUCAUGCAAAGGUAUAAGAAGCUACAGUUUGAAAGAGAAGUGCUUUUGGACCCAUGUCGGACUUGGUGUCCAUCCUCGUCUUGCCAGGCAGUUUGCCAGCUCCAGGAAUCAAGCCCACAGGACCCCCAGCUGGUCCAGUGCAAAGCAUGCGACAUUGAGUUCUGCUCGGCUUGCAAAUCUAAUUGGCAUCCAGGUCAAGGCUGUCAAGAGAACAUGCCAACCUCUUUUCUUCCAGGAGAAACAAGUUCAGGUUUUAAAAUAGAAGAUGAUGAUGCUCCAAUCAAACGUUGUCCAAAGUGUAAAGUUUACAUUGAACGAGAUGAAGGCUGUGCCCAAAUGAUGUGUAAGAACUGCAAACAUGCCUUUUGCUGGUACUGUCUGGAAUCUCUUGAUGAUGAUUUUCUCCUUAUACAUUACGACAAAGGACCGUGUCGAAACAAGCUGGGACAUUCCAGGGCAUCUGUUAUCUGGCACAGAACACAGGUGGUAGGAAUUUUUGCAGGAUUUGGUCUUCUACUUUUGGUGGCCUCCCCUUUCCUUCUACUUGCUACACCAUUUGUUCUGUGCUGCAAGUGCAAAUGUAAUAAAGGCGAUGAUGACCCUCUACCCACCUAA